Brienomyrus brachyistius is the source of this 2082-nucleotide messenger RNA. It is a transcript of the gene foxd2, whose product is annotated as forkhead box D2. The transcript has 2 exons. Bases 222 to 1337 code for a protein of 371 amino acids. The record is from RefSeq and is a predicted model, not a curated record. Gene Ontology annotation, biological process: regulation of transcription by RNA polymerase II; anatomical structure morphogenesis; cell differentiation. Gene Ontology annotation, molecular function: RNA polymerase II cis-regulatory region sequence-specific DNA binding; DNA-binding transcription factor activity, RNA polymerase II-specific. Lineage: Eukaryota; Metazoa; Chordata; Actinopteri; Osteoglossiformes; Mormyridae.
GCAGCCAUUAGCUUAUUGUUUCCAUGGUAGUACGUGGGCACGCAUGGCGCAAAUUAGUUGCGAUCUCCAUUUUAUUUCCGUUCAUUAAAGUUAAUUGCGGGGAUAACGGCGAGUGCCAGUUCAUUCUGUUCGUGUGACCAAAAUGACCAAAAGCGACGAAUUCAAACGUUUUCUGGUGCAGGAGCUGCAGACACGCGACUUGAUAGCGUGACCACCUAAGGAUGACAUUGGGGACGGAUAUGUCCGACAACUCUGCUUUGUCCGAGGAUGUGGACAUCGAUGUCGUUGGAGGUGACAUAUCUGUAGGUAAGGAUGGGAAAUACCUACAUCACCAUCACGACUAUAACUUGGGCAAUGACUCUGAUGACAACCUUUCCCAGAAUGCCAGGGAGUGCGCCUCUUCCCCGAGCCUGAGCAACUCUGGGUGUCCGACAGAACGUGUUGGGGUAGAAGAAGAAUCUGGCGGAGGAAACUUAGUUGGAGGAAAAUCGGGAAAAAACACGCUGGUGAAGCCGCCUUACUCAUAUAUUGCCCUGAUUACAAUGGCGAUUCUGCAAAGUCCCAAGAAGCGCUUAACACUAAGUGAAAUCUGUGAGUUUAUCAGCAACAGGUUCCCUUAUUACCGGGAAAAGUUCCCCGCUUGGCAGAAUUCGAUUCGGCACAAUCUCUCUCUCAAUGACUGCUUUGUCAAAAUUCCUCGGGAGCCUGGCAAUCCAGGAAAAGGGAACUACUGGACCCUAGACCCGGAGUCGGCCGACAUGUUCGACAAUGGGAGCUUCCUGCGCAGGAGGAAACGUUUCAAGAGGCACCAGUCGAAUGAGAUCCUCAGGGACCCUGGGGGGUUCCUGCCGGGCUUUGGGUACGGUCCCUACGGGUACAACUAUGGUCUCCAGCUACAGAGCUUCCAUGCCCAUCACCCAUAUCACGGUCACCAUCCGGGAAGCACAAUCCCUUUCCAGAACCCGCAGUGUGCACUCCCUACUCCGGCCACAUUUCCUUCACCACACUCUCUUCCCUCACUUGUGGGGUCCGACUUGAGAAAGCCAUUUUACCCACAGCUUAGUCCGACUUUGCCUGGACUAGCGCCUCUGAAAGUGAACUCUAGCACCCCGAGCCGGCCCUCCUUCUCUAUAGACAACAUAAUCGGCGCAGCCAACACUCCGGCUCCCCCUUAUUCUGUACAGCCGGGCAGCCAAGCACAGAUCUUGGCUAUGCUGACUCCUGCACUCGCAUCUGCCUCUAACCACUUGAAUCUCUCCCAGGAAACGCUGUUGCAACCGACCAGCGCGCAGACUUUUUCCAGCAAAACGGCAAACAUUAACGGUUGUCACUUCUAAAUCGACAACAAAACAAAAAGCACAGAACUUCUUUAAGUCCCAAUAAGGUUCUAUCACCGUAUGCGAAGGUAGGAUAAUAUUCUUUGCGACACUAUGGCGCAUUUUGUUCGUCUCAACACGUGUUUCUUAAUCGUCAUAGAAUAAAAAUAAACAUGCGUUAAAUAUAUUUAUGGUAUGUAAAUAUGUAUAAUAUAAAGGGAGACGCUUAUUAAAAUCGUAUUCAAAUUAAGGUUUCGCAGACUUGCGGAGUGACUAACUAACUUUUCCCGUAUGUCCAACACCCCAAGUUAAAAAGAAAAGUAGCAUCCUGCAGAUAUGUAACUAUUAUUAAGAUUAUUAUCGUUUUAUAUUUUUGGUUUAGUUUGUGAAAAGCACUGUUCAUACCGAGACCGACAAUUCUCAGGUUUUUAAUUGUUUUAAAGCACAUUGACAGAGAAAACGGGGGCUGUAAAUACGACCCAUAACCUUUGCCACUCUCCCCCGCUCUCCUUACAGCGGUGUUUGGUGAAUUUGUAAUUAUAAUUGUUCUAUGUUGUCAAUAGACAAUUAUGUGGUUUUGGUGUAAAGCACAUUACCUCUCAUUCUGUUCAACUGUUGUGGAUAGGGUCUUGUCUAUUUCAAUAAAAAAAUCUGUGAAAUAUGUUAUUUGUAAAGAACGACAGACAAAAAACUUCUUAAAAUGUUAAUAAAAUGUCAUUUGUCUUUGCUGUAAAGACAAUACAAAUAAAUGUUUGUGAAUUUUAAA